This is a messenger RNA of Gadus macrocephalus (Pacific cod), 648 nucleotides long. RefSeq names its product NPC intracellular cholesterol transporter 2-like. The record is from RefSeq and is a predicted model, not a curated record. The transcript has 5 exons. Gene Ontology annotation, molecular function: cholesterol binding. NCBI's taxonomy places the organism in Eukaryota, Metazoa, Chordata, Actinopteri, Gadiformes, Gadidae. Gene Ontology annotation, biological process: intracellular cholesterol transport; cholesterol efflux. The coding region runs from base 151 to 600 and encodes 149 amino acids.
CCGACGCCUGAAAUAUGGAGUAAAAAAACCAACCAACCAGCACAGAGGAGGGAGUCAUCGGGGUCGCGUGACAGAGACUCAUAAGAAGCGUUGACCAGAGAUUGUUGUUCCUCAAAAGCGGAAGCAUUUUGCGAGAACCAACCACGAACAAUGGAUUUCCGAACUGCGUGUAUCGUGUGGGUGUCCCUUAUCGCGUUCACCUGUGCGGAGCCCGUCAAAUAUCACGACUGUGGAUCAGCUGUUGGAAAGGUUUCGAUGGUAGACAUUAAACCCUGCCCUAAUCAGCCAUGCCAGCUACAUAAAGGACAGUCUUACAGCGUCAAUGUGACUUUCAGCAGUGCUGUGGAAAGCCAGACCAGCAAAGCCAUUGUCCAUGGGGUCAUUGCUGGCGUUCCCAUCCCCUUUCCUAUUCCAAUCCAAGACGGCUGCAAAUCUGGAAUUGCAUGCCCCAUUCAGAAGGAGACAAACUACCACUAUGUGAAUGACCUACCUGUUAAAACAGAAUAUCCCUCCAUAAAGCUUUUGGUGGAGUGGGAACUAAAGGAUGACGAAGGCAAAGAUCUGUUCUGCAUCGAGUUCCCAGUCCAGAUUGUCAGCUGAAUAGGCACAUUCCAUUUUGCUUUUUAAUUAUAAAAGGGAGUUCAACUG